UUUUUUUAUAAUCGACCUUGAAACAUGGCUGUUAGAAGUCUGUGCACCGGGAAUUUGCUCAACCAAUUUUUGUCAAAGAAGGUAUCGCCUGCAACAUGUAUAAAAUUUGGUUCAACAUGGUCCAAUGUGGAGAUGGGUCCCCCAGAUGCUAUUCUAGGAAUAACAGAGGCUUUUAAAAAAGAUUCCAGCCCACAGAAGAUCAACUUGGGUGUCGGUGCAUACAGAGAUGACAAUGGGAAACCUUUUGUGUUGGAAUGUGUGAAAAAAGCAGAACAGAUAAUGCUCCAGGAAAAUUUGGACAAGGAAUACGCACCCAUCAACGGCACAGCAGAGUUCUGUCUAGAAACAGCUAAACUGGCAUUUGGUGAUAACAACCCGGUGGUUAAAGAAGGCAGAAAUAUGACAGUGCAGGGUAUUUCAGGUACUGGUGCACUAAGACUUGGGGCAGCAUUCUUUUCUAAGUUUUACUCUAAAAGCAAAGAUUUUUGGAUUCCAACUCCUUCAUGGGGAAACCAUACUCCUAUAUUUAAACACUCUGGUUUGGAUGUGAAAUCAUACAGAUAUUACGACCCCAGUACAUGUGGAUUCGAUUUUGCAGGUGCUAUGGAGGACAUUUCGAAAAUCCCAGAGGGUAGUGUGAUAGUGUUACAUGCCUGUGCUCACAAUCCAACAGGGGUGGAUCCAAGGCCUGAGCAAUGGAAAGAAAUGAGUUCCCUGAUAAAAAAGAAAAAUUUGUUCCCAUUCUUUGACAUGGCAUACCAAGGCUUUGCCAGUGGAGACACAACCAAAGAUGCCUUUGCUCUGAGGCAGUUUGUAGAGGAUGGACAUGAGGUUGCCCUUGCUCAGUCCUAUGCAAAGAACAUGGGGUUGUAUGGAGAGAGAGCUGGAGCAUUCACAAUUGUUUGUGGAUCAAAAGAGGAGGCUGAUAGAAAUAUGUCCCAGAUGAAGAUUAUCAUCAGGGGCAUGUACUCCAGCCCCCCGAUCCAUGGAGCCAAAAUCGUCACCAGAGUCCUCACCAACCCAGACCUUAAAAAUUUAUGGCUAAAAGAAGUGAAGGGAAUGGCUGACAGAAUCAUCACAAUGAGGGAGGCACUGGUGGCUGCUUUAGCCAAAGAGGGAUCCAGCAAGAAUUGGCAGCACAUCACGGACCAAAUCGGCAUGUUCUGCUUCACUGGACUCAAGCCUGACCAGGUUGAGAGACUUACAAAAGAAUUCUCAAUUUACCUGACAAAGGAUGGAAGGAUUUCAGUGGCCGGUGUGUCAUCUCAUAAUGUUGAUUAUCUGGCCAAAGCUAUGCAUGCGGUGACCAAAUAAUUGAAGAUUUGUGAGGACUAAAAUAGAUUAACAAACAUUUAUAAGUGAAAGACCAGAUAAUAAGUUUGUUGUACACAGUUUAUGAACAUAAACAGACAAAAAACAUUUAAUGGAGAGUCAUGUUGAAAGUGUGUUAUAUACUAUGUGUGCUUGUCAUCCCUUGAAAGAUCUGACAGAAUAGUGCUCUAACAACAAUUACUGGAAUGUGAUGCUUAUCCAGAUUUUAGUUAAAUUAUAGUGUACUGGUACACAGUUUUUAUGUUUUAAUAAAAUGUUUCUGUUUG
Saccostrea echinata is the source of this 1598-nucleotide messenger RNA. Its product is annotated as aspartate aminotransferase, mitochondrial-like. The record is from RefSeq and is a predicted model, not a curated record. The transcript has 11 exons. Gene Ontology annotation, cellular component: mitochondrion. Gene Ontology annotation, biological process: biosynthetic process; L-aspartate catabolic process. Gene Ontology annotation, molecular function: pyridoxal phosphate binding; L-aspartate:2-oxoglutarate transaminase activity. NCBI's taxonomy places the organism in Eukaryota, Metazoa, Mollusca, Bivalvia, Ostreida, Ostreidae. The coding region runs from base 25 to 1314 and encodes 429 amino acids.